GCUGUGGAUAAAAGGCUUAGGGAAUGCUUUACGUAUAUUAGAGUAAAAUCUCUAGUCUCUUUUCUCCCCCUGUGAAGAUAGAGUCCAGUCAUCUCCAGGAUAGCCAGAAACAGAGAUGAAGGUACACAUGCACACAAAAUUUUGCAUCAUUUGUUUGCUGACAUUUAUCUUUCAUCAGUGCAAUCAUUGCCAUGAAGAUGGACAUGACCAUGAUCCUGAAAAGGAACGUGUACACUACCAUAAUGACUAUCAGAUCUCAAAUGCAUCCUACUUCCAGAAUGCAGGAACAGAAUCUAUGCCGAGUAAAUUUUCAACGUUGGAAGCUGAAAAUGAACAAAAAUACUACAUUGAAAAGAUUUUUGAUCGUUACGGUGAAAAUGGAAGAUUAUCUUUUUUUGGCCUGGAAAAACUGUUAAUAAGCCUUGGUUUAGGAGAGGUAAAAGUAGUGAUGAUAAAUCACGAUGAUAUGGGCCAUGAUCAUGUUUCUCACUUAUAUGCUUUAGAAGUACAGGAAGGAAAGCAUUCUCACUCUCAUAACCAUCCUCAUAGCCACUCAGAUUCAGAAAACCAAACCAUGAUUGGUAUGGCUGCAAAGAGAAAUCAUAAAUGUGACCCUGAGAGAGACACGGUAGUGCCAUCAGUAAAAGAUGAUGGCAAACACGUUCAUGAUCAGAGUCGCCAUCACCAUCAUCACCACCCUCGUCUACAUCAUCAUGACCAUAAUGGUACACAUCAUUCUCGUAAUGAUUCAGUUAGUCACAGUGAACAUGGAGAACAGAACCAUGAACCUUCAACAGAGACAAACACAACUCAGGAUCAGCCAGAAAGAAAACAGCGGAAACAGAAGAAGAAGCAAAAGAAGAUCAGUGAGACUUCAGGAGAUGCUACACGGGAUUAUGCCCCAGAUCGUGAUCCAGGUGAUCAGUAUGAGCACAAUCGUGUUCAUAAACAUGAUCACAUACAUGAUGCAUCUCACUUGCAUGUACACCAUCAUGAACACAGUAGUGAUCGUUCUACUAGUCCUGGACAUCAAGAUUCCAGUUUAGGUAAUGAGGAUGGACACCACCAUACCAGCAAGCGAGAGGCACCUCAUAAGCAGAUUAGCGUAAGAAAGCAUGCUAUUUUUUCAACACGUAGUCAUAAGGAUCAUUAUGAAGAUGAACGUGAUCGUGAAGAGUGCUUAAAUGUUACCCAGCUGCUACGGUACUACGGUCUGGAACCCAGCUCUCCAAUAUCUCCUGAAUUGUUUAUAUACAUGUGUCCUGCUUUGCUAUACCAGAUUGAGAGAAGGCUUUGUAUUGUACAUUAUGAUGAGCUUGAAGAUUUUAUGAAAAGUAAAAAUGCAUCAAUUGAGAAUAAAGAUAAAACAGGUGCAUCAGCUUGGUUUUGUGGUAUCAUCUCUAUCACCGUCAUUAGCCUGCUUUCCUUGCUAGGUGUGAUCUUGAUUCCCAUCAUUAACCAAUGGUGCUUCAAAUUUCUUCUAACUUUCUUGGUAGCUCUGGCUGUAGGAACAAUGAGUGGAGAUGCACUACUCCAUCUGUUGCCACAUUCACAUGGAGGCCACAACCACAGUCACCACCAUGGCCAGGGUCAUGUUCAUGAACACAAGCGGUCUCAUCGGCAUGCCCACGGACAUGGAGUACGGACUGAAGGCUUUCUAGAAGAAAAUGAUCCAGUGCUGAAAGGUCUUGUGGCACUUGGAGGCAUUUAUGUUUUGUUCAUCAUUGAACAUUGUAUAAGAAUGUACAAGCAUUACAAUAAACAAAAGAGUAAGCAGAAAUGGUGCAAGAAAAAACAGACUGAAGAAUCACCAGUUGGAAGGAAACUUUCUGAUCACAAAUUAAAUAAUAGACCAGAUGCUGACUGGCUUCAGCUCAAACCCCUUGCAGGAGCAGACGACUCAGUUUUAUCUGAAGAUCGACUCAAUGAAACUGAACUAACUGAUUUAGAUGGCCAGCUGGAGUCCCCUCCCAAAAACUUCUUGUCCGUAGAAGAGGACAAUAAUAUGCACCAUCCUCACAAUGAUGUCUCACAUGCAGCUCAAGAGCAUGAUCUUCAUGAUUCGGAGUAUGACGGCCAUGGCGAAGAUAAAAUGAUAGCUAGAAAACACAGUCACCACUGGCAUCACAAACAUUCCCAUCAUUCCCAUGGCCACUGUCAUUCUGGAAAAGACCUGAAAGAUACUGGGAUAGCUAAUAUUGCUUGGAUGGUAAUUAUGGGAGAUGGCAUUCACAACUUUAGUGAUGGCUUAGCAAUCGGAGCAGCUUUUAGUGCUGGACUGACAGGAGGAAUUAGUACAUCUAUAGCAGUAUUUUGUCAUGAGCUACCCCAUGAAUUAGGUGACUUUGCUGUGCUUCUUAAAGCAGGUAUGACAGUAAAGCAAGCUAUUGUGUACAACCUCCUGUCUGCCAUGAUGGCUUACAUAGGGAUGCUGAUAGGCACAGCGGUGGGACAGUAUGCUAAUAACAUCACCUUGUGGAUCUUUGCAAUCACUGCAGGCAUGUUCCUCUAUGUGGCAUUGGUUGACAUGCUUCCAGAAAUGCUUCAUGGAGAUGGAGAUAAUGAAGAGCAUGGUUAUUGUCCUGUGGGGCAGUUCAUUCUUCAGAAUCUAGGCCUGCUUCUUGGAUUUGCCAUCAUGCUGGUGAUUGCCCUCUAUGAAGAUAAAAUUGUGCUUGACAUCCAGUUUUGACCUAAUUCUGGUAAUCACUGUGGUUACAGUAAUGUUACUGUAUGGCUUUGAGUCUGCACUGUUUCACUGUAUGCACAUUGCUCAGAGAAAAAGCAGUGGCUUGCACUACUUACACACGUACAGUAUAUUCAUUUCUGUGUAGAUUAACUUCUGCUUUUUUUCUAAUUCAAGUCAGAUGAGAUUACUCAAUGCAUCUUCUAAAUUCAAGUGAUGGACAAUUAGGAAAUACUAAAUACGAGACAUAAAUGCCAAGUUCGGUGUACUAUGUAGGAAGCACUGCUUGCUUAAGAAAGAACAAGUACAGUGAAUGAUCUACUCAUUCGGGAGAAUACCAUUUCAUUAGUACAUUUGAACAGAACCCAGAAAAUGUUACAGCUGAAAUUCAUACCUCUGCAAGGAACCUGAGUAAGCUUUUAGUGCCACGUAAGU
Pygoscelis adeliae (Adelie penguin) is the source of this 3118-nucleotide messenger RNA. RefSeq names its product solute carrier family 39 (zinc transporter), member 10 (gene SLC39A10). The coding region runs from base 116 to 2689 and encodes 857 amino acids. Gene Ontology annotation, biological process: positive regulation of B cell receptor signaling pathway; intracellular zinc ion homeostasis; zinc ion import across plasma membrane. Gene Ontology annotation, molecular function: zinc ion transmembrane transporter activity. The transcript is spliced from 10 exons. Gene Ontology annotation, cellular component: membrane. Lineage: Eukaryota; Metazoa; Chordata; Aves; Sphenisciformes; Spheniscidae. The record is from RefSeq and is a predicted model, not a curated record.